Messenger RNA from Funneliformis geosporum, 504 nucleotides. The record is from the annotation of a GenBank genome assembly. Lineage: Eukaryota; Fungi; Glomeromycota; Glomeromycetes; Glomerales; Glomeraceae.
AUGGAUAAGAAUGCACCAAAUAAGGACUGGAAAAACAUAAACAUAAAUUUUACUGAAGAAUUACAAAAAGACGGAAAAUUAAGGGAAGAACAUAAAGAAUACCAGUAUGGAGAUGAGCAAGAAUUAAGAAAAGAAUUUCAGAAAUACUCAAAGGAUAAUAAAGUUGAUAAACAAACAAUAAGCAAAGAAGAAAAUAUUAAUAAAUUAAGAGAAGACUGCGAAGUUGAACUAUUAGUGGAAGAAGAGGAAAUAAAAGCAAUAAAUGCCCAAGAAUGGUUAGACAAAAAUUACCCAAAAAAUGGAGUUUGUUCAUUGAAUUCAGAUAAAGAAAAUUAUGGUAAAAGAAGGAUUAAUAUUAAAACCCUAAGCAUUUCAGGGCAAAAAUUAGAAGCUUGUUUAGAUUUAAGAGACUUUGUAAAUUUAAAGAUUCUCGUUGAUUGCAGUGCCGACAGCUUAAGUAAUAAAAUAACUAAAUUAAAAGUUAGUAAUUGUAAAAAAUUACAA